Messenger RNA from Parnassius mnemosyne (clouded apollo), 774 nucleotides. The record is from the annotation of a GenBank genome assembly. NCBI's taxonomy places the organism in Eukaryota, Metazoa, Arthropoda, Insecta, Lepidoptera, Papilionidae.
AUGUGGCAAGAUGCUAGCGCAGAUGCAUCGAAUAGCAGCACUGGUGACAAGGAAGCGGUACUUUGCCGAGUAGGCAUUAAGAUGCCGUCAUUUUGGCCCGAAAAACCGACGCUUUGGUUUGCACAGUUGGAUUGCCAAUUCGCAGUAGCGAAUAUUACAUCGGAUGUCACAAAAUAUUAUCAUGUAAUAUCAGUGUUGGAUCCAAAAAUUGCUGCGGAAGUCGAAGAUCUAAUAAUUAGACCACCGGCGAACGAGAAAUACGACACAUUAAAACGUGAGUUGAUUGCUAGACUAUCUGCUUCAAGAAGUGAGCAAAUCAAACAGUUGCUCAUGAAUGAGGAAUUGGGAGAUCGCAAGCCAAGCCAGUUUUUGCGGCAUAUUCGCAGUUUAGCCGGAUCAGGUUUGCUACAAACUAUAGUGGCAAUGCAAGAUAACUUUCCACUCGACCAACUUGCCCAAUUAGCCGAUAAAGUAGCUGAGGUUACGCCACAUACGUCAGCACAACAAGUAGCUUCAACAUCCACUUCAGACUCAUCGCCAGCAUUCGAAGACCUGAAUCGGAAAAUUGAUGCGCUGACCAAGAGGCUCGAUGAAAUGUCGACAGCAAGAGGACGUCGCGACUUCCCGAAAAGGAGGUCGAAAUCCAGCAGCCGGCGCCGCAGUCAGUCGAGAAGUCGUUCUCGUGCUGAUGGCCAGCGAUACUGCUGGUAUCACUUCAUCUACGGCGAGAAAGCAGCUAAGUGCAUAAAGCCUUGUAAAUAUACAAAAAACUAG